Messenger RNA from Drosophila montana, 1262 nucleotides. It is a transcript of the gene eIF2Bbeta, whose product is annotated as eukaryotic translation initiation factor 2B subunit beta. NCBI's taxonomy places the organism in Eukaryota, Metazoa, Arthropoda, Insecta, Diptera, Drosophilidae. Gene Ontology annotation, molecular function: guanyl-nucleotide exchange factor activity; translation initiation factor activity. Gene Ontology annotation, cellular component: eukaryotic translation initiation factor 2B complex. Gene Ontology annotation, biological process: translational initiation. The record is from RefSeq and is a predicted model, not a curated record. Bases 102 to 1160 code for a protein of 352 amino acids. The transcript has 5 exons.
UCGAUUGCAACUUGUUUUUGUUGGACCAACGUUGCCUGUGCUAUUUGUUAUUAGCACCGACUAGCCCAUUGCUUUAUUAUAAAGAAAAAGACAUUGCCAAAAUGCGUGAACAGCCGUUAAACGAGGUUACACAACUGAUACACGCCGUCAAAAUGGGCUUAGUGGAAGGUUCCUACAGCAUUACCAACAAGACGCUGGACAUCUUCAAGUACAUAAUUAUGAGCAAAACCUGGCAAAAUGCAGACGCACUCAUGCAAAUUGUGCGCGCCCAGUCACGAAUAAUGCAGGCGGCACUGCCACAAGAGACUGUCACUUCGAACAUGGCACGCCGCAUACUUAAACUGACGCGUGAGGAAUUCGAGCUGCUCCAGGCAAAAGGUCAGCAUUUUGCCGACGACUCACAGGCUUCUCUUUCGCUACACAAGCUGGUCACGCAGACCAGCGAGAAUUGCGUCAGCGUGGACUACUCAGUGCCGCAGCAGGGGCUGCGUGAAGCUCUGCUUGAUCAUUUGCAGGAGGUUGAAACUGAACUGGAAACCAGCUCUGAGAACAUAAGUGUUCAGGCAGAGGAGCACAUACACUCCUCUGAAAUAAUACUCACGCUUGGACACUCGCGCAGCGUCGAAAACUUUCUCAAGCGAGCCAUCAAGAAGCGACAGUUUCUUACUAUCAUCGUAGCCGAGUGCGCUCCAGCCUGUCGGGGACACAACUUAGCUGCAUCCUUGGCCCAUGAGAAGAAUGUGGAGAUUAUUGUAAUACCGGAUGCGUCCAUAUUCGCGAUGAUGUCGCGCGUCAACAAGGUCAUCAUUGGCACACACAGCGUUCUAGCCAACGGCGGACUGCGGGCCGCAUGUGGCGCCUACACAGUUGCCCUGGCUGCCAAGCAUUACUCAGUGCCGGUCAUUGUGCUAGCGCCCAUGUACAAGCUCUCACCUUUGCACUUGUGUGAGCAGGAUGCUUUUAAUAUGGUUGGCUGCGCUGAGGAUGUGAUUGCAUAUGACUCUGUGCCGGCGCGCGAUGCCAAGGUGUACAGUCCCAUGUUUGACUAUGUGCCACCCGAAUUGGUCACGCUCUUCAUAUCAAAUACCGGCGGUCAUGCUCCCUCCUAUGUUUACCGUUUGCUCUCAGAGCUCUAUCAUCCCGAGGAUCUGGAACUUUAAAACACUUUGUUCAACUCAUUGUAAAUUAUAUAUUUAAACCCACAUAGACUGGACAACAAUAACAACUACAUCAACAAGAAAUAAAAUAGUAACUGUGCUCAA